ACUAUUCAAUCAAAGGUGGUUUAUUCAUUGAAAUUGCGUUAUCAGUGAAAGGCGACAACUGUAAAUAAAAACCAUAUAGGAAAUAGAACAAUGUUGGCUAUUGUGUGUAGUUUGUGCGGUAACUGAUACCAGAUUGAGCAAUUCCCUUUGACUGGGCGCCGAGACGAGUCUACAAAAUUUUGACUUUCACUUAUUCUCUUUAUUAUUUUGAUGACUUAUUCAUCAUACAAGUUAACUCAUUCAUUUCAUUACUGAAUAGAAAGAUACAAUCGCUAAAAUGCAGAAAAAUUGAAUAAUGCCCCCAUUUAUUUCGCUACGUAGUCAUAGGGGCGGCGGCAUAUAUUAGACGUAACCAUGGCAACGAGUCAGCCCGACAAUCGAAACAAACGAGCCAGCAGUCGGUGUAUAUUGUUGUGAUGUAGAGAAUUCUUAACGUUUUUUUCCAGUCAAGCACAUCUUAAUUUAGAAUGACAUCGGUAGCAACUUCAAAUGGACCCGUCACAUCUACUCCUCUGAUAGCAACCAGCUUUUAUUAUUCCGUCCAAGGCCAAAUCCGGCACGGAGAAUUCCCGCUCAAUUCCCAACUUUACGUCAAAACUUGCUAUCACCACGGAGCUGACUGGAUCUUCUGCCACGGUAUUGAAGAAGGGUUAAGUCAGCUAGCCAUUCAAAAGUCAUCUGGGGGCCGAGAAUUGGUGUGGAAUUUUCCUUUACAAUCGUCGUGGAAGAGCACGAAUCCCCACGGAUGGCCUAGAAUGAUCGUCAGUCUUUAUGGACCCGACGAGCUGGGUAACGAUGACGUCGCAUACGGCUAUGGUUCCACCGUUUUGCCCAUCUGUGCUGGGCAUUACACAAGAACACUGGCUAUCUAUCGGCCGCAGUCACAAUCUCUUCUGCACAAAUGGACCAGUUGGUUUACCGGGCGUCGUCCUGAAUUGAUUGAUCCCAAAACUAUUGCCCUCAACGAAGGCCGUGACGUUCUCCGAAUGGAAACUCUGGGCUACGUCACGGUCGAAUUCCACACCACUUUUAAAGAUUUCCAAAGUUUAGGCUACGAUUCAUCAAUCAGUGGACCGGAAAAAGUAUCAUCCACUUUGCCUAUUUUUUAAGACAAAAUCAAUUAUAAAUUUACAAAAUAAAUGAACACGGCUACAGGGAUAUGAGCAACACUUUGAAAUGAGUGUAUUUCUUUAUUUUAAUUUUGUUUUCAACUAAGUAGACGACACCAUUAAUGGUGGGUGGCGGGGGAGGUUAAAGACAUCAAAGAGCGAAUGAUUCUCUUAAAUGACGAGAUUCCGCGGGAGUCAUUUUACAAUUCAAAAGACGGCCAAAAAUCAGGGGAGAAAAGAAGAAACACGAAUGAAAUCGUAGUUUGAUGUUUAAAAAAAAAAAAUUUUGAAUUUUUUAGCCCGUCCCAGCUGUGAAAAGAGACGGAAAUUCUCAAAAGUUCGCCAGCAGCGGCAGCAGCUUUUGUGUGUUGUUAUACAUAAUACAAAAAAGGGGGGGUGGAAGAUUCAAUUAAUGACAGCGGAUAGACGAAGAAAUAUGGAACGGGUGACAUGUAUAACAAACAAUCAAAAAUUUAGUUUCCUCCCCUCAAUAAUUGAAUGGCAUUUUUUCUUCAAAAUUUCUUUUUUUUUUACGAGGGAAUAAGAAUAAACACUUAUCGAGAUUCGAUUACUCCGAGCUUUAAAAAAACAACAAAAGAGAUUGACUCUUUUCUGUUUGGUUUGAGAAGGUAUUGAAAAAGUAUUGAUUGAAUCAUAUUAUAAAGAGAGAGAGAGAUUUCAUCAACAACAACAACAACAACAAAGACUUUUUGCUUCCUCCUCAAUUGCUCAUCAAAAGUACCGAACCGUGAGUAAGUAAGAGAGAGAGAAAGGGAAGAAUUGAAAAUCCCUUACUAUACUGGGCUUUGGUCUGAUGAUGACGACGAAGAAGAAAAAAGUUUGAAACAGCGGCCCAAG
Molecule: messenger RNA, 1967 nt
Organism: Daphnia pulex (common water flea)
Lineage: Eukaryota; Metazoa; Arthropoda; Branchiopoda; Diplostraca; Daphniidae
Gene: B9d1
Product: B9 domain-containing protein 1-like
Exons: 3
Coding region: 468-1109 (213 amino acids)
Biological process (GO): cilium assembly
Cellular component (GO): MKS complex
Source: RefSeq, a predicted model, not a curated record